CGAUUGGUCACUCGGAAUAUCCAAGCCUGUUCAGAAGAUCGUAAGCUUUGUAUGGAAAGCAAUGAGCACUUUAGAAUCGUCCGAGAAGCGCGAAAGCGCGAGACAUUUAAAAUUGUUGGGUAUACAACUUUCGUUAAUGAGAGAUUCCUUGUUCGACGCAUUUGACUUACUCGUAUACGAAUAAAAACUUAUAUAUCUCUGAUGUAAAAUCAUGUAAAGUCAAGUGGACGAUUGACAAUCGUAUUGAUUAUCAUCGCGUGAUGACCAUUAGCCAUCAGCUGGCAGUUUCAUAGUAGCCUCUGCUCGUUUCUGCUAGACUGUCAUUUGUUCAACACCGAAUCUCGAAAGAACGUUCCUUGUUAAAACUUGUACGAAUUCUCGUACCUGCGAAAAUAUAGUAACGACCGUAAUCAAAAUGUAGUAACUGCUGUAUAAAGUCAUCCGAACGUACAACUUGGGGGAUCGAAACAGAGACUUACAAAAUGAUGCACUACACACCUUAUCAUCAAGCAAUACUGGACAUCCUCCGGUCUUAUCCGCCGUAUACAAACGCCGUGCCACCAUAUCAUCUCAAUAAUCAUGAGAAUCACGCAACAGAAGAGGAGAGCGAGCAAACAGGAGACGAGAUGCACGACACGAUGACAUCGGCGACAUCAGGGGAUCGUAGCUCCAGCGCCGAUAUAUUCCGAUUAGAAUUCGCUGCCGCACAGUGGUCGAAAUUGGUUUCGAACGCUGAAGGCCUUUUCACUAAACUAAUGACGAGCAACAUUCUCCCUCACACAGAACAGGACCAGAUCGAGCAGUGGCUUUGCAUGAAACAAGAGUACGAGGAGUGCAUCGCCAGCGACGAUACUGCCAGUUUGCAAGGGUACGCUGAGAACGCGAGGAGAUCGUUGGAAAGGAUCGAGGAGGUGACUGAGACCGACGAGAAGACGGACGAGUCUGGCCACCAGAUCGAGAGGAAGAUCGACAUGAACUGCACGUCCAGUUCUGAGAGCGAACUGUCUGAGACAAAUGACGACGAGGAUGAAGAGGAGGAGGAGGAAGAUCACAGCGAUAUCAGUUCGGAGAAUCCGGAUUUCUUAGAGAAACUGGAUGAGCAUAUGAAUAAAUUGAAAAUAGACACGGACAGAAUAGUCGAUUCGAAGAAGGAUGAGUUCAGAGAAACGAGUGUUGAGAUUGUUCCAGCUGUAACGAGAUCGAUGAACAUCAAUAACAAUCAUGUCCCUGUCGUUAGACCGACUCCGCUUAGAAAUCCAAAUUCUAGGAGGAAUUCGAUGUUACCUGGCUCCGAGAUGUGUAACGAAGUAUUAGCUUUUAACGAUAGUCUUAAGCCUUACCAGAAUCAAAUACUCGAUAAUAAAGCAUUUACUAGUAUAAUUAACUUAGACAAUCAUAAAGAGGCGAACGAACUUAAUGAAAACGUUGAUAAUCAUAAUGAUAAUUCGCCGGAUUUAUUGAUCGACGCUUUAAAGACAUCGGACGUGCCGGAACCCAUCAGGGAAUUGAAAACGUUGGCGUUGAACAACGAGGCGAAGCAGAGUCAGGUGAAGAAGAUUCAGUCAGAUUUGGACGGUGCUCAUAAACGUAUAGAAGAAUUGCAGACGACGAUCAAAAUAAAGGAGAAGUUCAUCGCGGACAUGAUCAAGAAUUCGGACGCGCGGGCCAGCGCGAAACAGAAGUUUCAACGGAAGUGGAGUAAAUUAGAAGAGGAGUAUUAUAACACGAGGAGCCAGCUGGCUCAGGCGGAGAACGCUUCUAUGUACAAAGACACGGAGGAAAAACCUGCUCAUAAAAAGGAGAUCGAGUUGUAUAAGAAUAUGGCUAUACAUUACGAGAAGAGGUUGAUAGACAUCGAGAUGAUAAAACAGAUCGCCGGUGAUUCCGCUAAGAAGGUGUUGGAACUCGAGAGUUCGUUGAACACGUCCAAGAAGCAAAUGGAGAAGCUGAAGAAACAAUUAAAGAAGGAAGAGGAUCGUAAGAGACAGUUGGAAGAUGAACUGGCGGAGGACCAGAAGAAAAUACGCGAGCUCGAGGAAAAGUAUAAUCUGACCGCAUCGAAGUUGAAGGAGAUGCAGUCGGAGAGCGAGGACGAAAGGAACAAUCCGAAGCCGAAGGCAGAUUAUACCGAUAAGAAGAAGAAUCUGUUGGACGUUAGCGCGAGAAUAUCGCACCUCGAUCAUGUAUUGAAAGAAAAAUCGAUGGACCUGGAACGGACGGCAGAUAUAGACGAGAAGGAAGCUCUGCGUCACGAGAUCCGGAACCUGCGACGCACGAGGGACUGUUUAGUAGACGAGAAGUGCGAUUUGGACGAGAAAUUCCAGAAAGAGAAGACGUUGUCUACUGUAGAGGAAAGGAAACUGCUGGAAUGUGGAGAAACUAUUGAAGCGAUUGACGCUAUGAUUGAGCAUAAGAACGAGAUGAUCUGCGGUCGUAAAGGAUUCGACGAGAAUCAAUCGCAGCGCGAAAAGGGCGAGAGGAUGUUAAUGGAAAGACUGGCGAAGCUCUCGGACGGCGAGAUGAGAACCUUGUUUUAUAAAUAUUUCCUGAAGGUGAUCGAUUUGAAGGAGAGCUCGAAGAAUUUGGAAGUUCAGACGGCCGAAUUGGAGAAUCAUAUCGAAACACAAGAAUGGCAGAUACAAACGUUGACGAACGCUCUGAAACAGACGAAACUAGAAGCCGAGAGGAGGAUAGUUCUGAUGCAGCGGGAACACGAGGAGAAAUUGCAUCUUAUGUUCAGACAUUUCGCGGAAGAGACGAGCAGCUCGGGCCACGAGAGAUUGGACAAGGACUCCGAACUCGCGAAGUACAAACGCGAGAACAGAGCGUUGAGGAAACGAUUGGCAGACGUCGAAGCUCUUUUGAAAGGACCGACGCCGCCUCGUGCGACUAGCCCGGCCAAAGUCUCUCAGCAAGAAUUGAAACAAAUCGCACCUAGCAGUCGGCCUACAACCAAAGUAACUAGACAACGGAAUAAAUUGAUAAUACAGAAAACUAGCGACUAUGACAAGAAGAAAAAGUGAACUUCUUAAAAUGAUCUUGUUUUCAUUUUUGUACAGUAUCUAGAUUUAAUUAAUUUAUAUCAGUUCUAGUGUACUGACCCGGUAUCAUUUCACAUCUCGAAAAAUACUCAGAUCAUUUUAUUUCAUUCGACUACUGAUCGGUAUUAAAUAUAAUAAUUGUAAGACGGCGGAUGUUGCAAUCAACGUUACGUAUACUUAUCGAACCGAGGACAUUGAAUCUCAAUCAAAACAUUGUUUGCAUGCGUAUACUUAAAAGUAUUAUUAAGAUAAGUGUUCCCGAGAAAUGAAUCCGAAUUCUUAACAAUCAUUUUAAUACUCGCUAUACUUGAAUAUCAUAUGAACAUUUGAUGGCACCUUACGAUACUUACAAUUAGUAGUGUGAAAGCAUGAUAUUAAAUAAUUAGUACAAGCGCAUACUCAUUCACUUCUCGUACGUAAUUUAUUACAAUUUUGUAAAUAUACUCAUAACAUAUUUUACCAUGGUCUGCAAACCUUCCAUGGGGAGAUAAAAAUAAGUAGCCAAUUAUUAGCCUUCGUGACUGCAUCAUUUGUUCCCUUUUAAAACUGAAGUUCGAUGUUCGUCACGUGUUUACAAAAUUAUGUCAAAUAUAUGAUCGAUUAUCAAAAAUAAAA
This is a messenger RNA of Ceratina calcarata, 3656 nucleotides long. RefSeq names its product kinesin-like protein costa (gene cos). The transcript has 2 exons. NCBI's taxonomy places the organism in Eukaryota, Metazoa, Arthropoda, Insecta, Hymenoptera, Apidae. The coding region runs from base 483 to 3023 and encodes 846 amino acids. The record is from RefSeq and is a predicted model, not a curated record.